This is a messenger RNA of Neltuma alba, 968 nucleotides long. RefSeq names its product vacuolar protein sorting-associated protein 60.2. Gene Ontology annotation, biological process: late endosome to vacuole transport via multivesicular body sorting pathway; vesicle budding from membrane. The record is from RefSeq and is a predicted model, not a curated record. Lineage: Eukaryota; Viridiplantae; Streptophyta; Magnoliopsida; Fabales; Fabaceae. Gene Ontology annotation, cellular component: multivesicular body. The coding region runs from base 1 to 714 and encodes 237 amino acids. The transcript is spliced from 7 exons.
AUGAAGAGGGUUUUCGGUGUGAAGAAGAAUAAGGAGCCCCCUCCUUCAGUUCAGGACGCAUCUGAUCGGAUUACGAAAAGAGGUGAUACAGUUGACGAAAAGAUACAGAAGCUCGAUGCUGAACUUAGCAGAUACAAAGAACAAAUUAAAAAAACAAGGCCUGGUCCUGCACAGGAAGCAAUCAAAGCUAGAGCAAUGAGAGUUCUUAAGCAAAAGCGAAUGUAUGAAGGGCAGCGUGACAUGCUGUAUAAUCAGACAUUUAAUCUAGAUCAGGUUUCAUUUGCUGCAGAGGGUAUUAAAGAUGCUCAACAAACCAUGUCAGCCCUGAAGUCUGCCAACAAGGAAUUGAAGGGAAUGAUGAAAACUGUGAAGAUACAAGACAUUGACAAUUUGCAAGAUGAGAUGAUGGACCUGAUGGAUGUAAGUAAUGAAAUACAAGAGACCUUAGGCAGAAGUUAUAACGUGCCUGAUGACAUUGAUGAAGACGAUCUCAUGGGUGAACUUGACGCACUGGAAGCAGACAUGGGACAUGAGACUGAGAUGGAUGGAGUUCCUUCUUACCUCCAGCCAGAUAAGGAACCUGAUUUGGAGGCAGAGCUUAACUUGCCUUCUGCUCCCACAGGACAUACGGCAGCACCACCUGGCAGAUCCAAUGUUCAAGCUGAGGAUGAAUUGGGUUUACCUGCUGUCCCACGGGCAUCCUUACGGGGUUAGGGUAACCCUUUCAUUGGGAUAACUGGUGUGGACACGAUUUAGAGUACCAGACCAUUUCAUGAUGUGCAUAUAUUGACUACUUCAAUUUAUAUGGUGAUUGGACUGGUCCGUUGCUGGGAUUAUUUGAUGAAAAUAGAAAUUUUGUGUAUGUUCUUGAAGUGUUCCCUAUCAAGGCUUUGGGUAGGAUUAUGUCUUGGCAUUCGAAAGACACGUGUAUUAUAUUUUUUUAUUGAAUUUGAUGGUGAAUAUUUGAA